GAACACAUGUGAAAGCUAGCUACAUGUGCUACUUCUUCACGUUUCGCCACCGGAAGCCUUCACCGGCGCCAGCUCGCUCGUCUCCGACCCGACCCGAGGGGGACCGACCUGAAGCCGGCCGAUGUUGAGUGCCUCCGACCCGUAUUAUGUGGCCAAGGAGGAAGUGGCCAAAGCCAUGGAGAAACUCCAAGGCCUUCAUCAAGACUGGAAGAGGUCGCUGCAGGCGGAGGAUACGGCACGGUCUCACCGCUUCCAGCAACUUCACGAAGAGAUCACAGGGGAGUUGGAGCAGCUGGGACUUGACUUGGAUGAUAUCCACGCCACCAUCAGCAUGGUCGAAGGGAAUCGCAGUAAAUUCCAAGUGAGCGACGGCGAGCUGGCGAGUCGGAAGCGCUUUGCGAACGACUGCCACAAGACCUUGGAGGAGUUGCAGAAGGAUGUCCGUGGGCCACAGACUCGGAUGAAGCUCGAGAACGACAAGAAGGCACUGCUGUCUUCGGCCGCCUCCAGUGCUCGCAGCAGAGAAGAGCGCCAGAGGAGUGCUAUGCAGGAGAACCAGGCGUUUCUGGAUCGCCAGCGGCAGCAGCAGAUGCAGAUGACUGCACAACAGGAUGAGGACUUGGAGAUGCUCUCACUGAGUGCUCAGCGCCUGGGAAACACGGCUCAGCGGCUCGGACCAGCUGACAGUGGACUGCUCCACCUGUCAGUGCUGCUGCUGCUGCUGCACUGCGCCCGGGAAGAUUUACAACCUGAAAAUGGAGCUUUGUAAGACGACUUUCCUCUACAACCCGACGUGGUUUUGAGGUUCCACGUUGAUCUUCCAGGGCACAUCUCGGCUGGUUGAUUGGUUGGAGACCACGACUGUCACGUGUACAACCAUUCGGUGCACGGUCGAGUCUUAUCCCUUUAGCAGUGUUGUAGAUGGCUGGGACCGAAUGGCCUGGACAGCUCCACAGCUCUGCCGUUUCCCUUUAAACCUCGCGGUCCGCGAGGUUUGAGCUUUCGUGAAGGAAUCGAGUGGAUAGACAGUUUUCAUGAACAUCAGGACGCCGGUCCGUCCAAUCGAAGCGUCCAAUUGAAAGAAAGAAAGAAAGAACAUCAGGAUGGACUUUGGGAUUGCCACGAUGUACUUGGGAUUCAAAACAUCGAUCUCCCGUGACGUGCAGCGACGCGUGCAGCGCCUCGUGGAGCUGCUAACCCUGC
This is a messenger RNA of Durusdinium trenchii, 1203 nucleotides long. NCBI's taxonomy places the organism in Eukaryota, Dinophyceae, Suessiales, Symbiodiniaceae. The record is from the annotation of a GenBank genome assembly.